AUGCUCUGGAGGACUGCUGGUGCGACAUCGAAGGCUCCUGUAUGUAGGCUGUUGGGCAAGUGGAAGUUUGCCAGGUACUAUGCUGUUGACACGCGGAAGCUAGAAUAUGCAGGGAGAAACGAGCAAAUUGAGAAAGAUUUAGAUUAUUACUAUCCUUCAAUGAGUGUUUUACGAGGUAAUCAUCAGGGCAAGGCUCAGUCGAUAACUGUGGAACAAUUUAAUGCACAAUUCCAGGAUCGAGAAGAGUUUGACCGGUACGGAAGCGUUCUGUACACUAUGAAUGGUAGAAUCAAAAAUAUAAGGUUUUCAGGUAAAAAGAUCUGUUUUAUAGAUCUACAGGCAAAUAAUGAUAACAGACUGCGGCCGUCUGCCGUACAAUUGAUAGUAAAUUUCAAUGCACUUGAUCCUAAAUUGACUGUGGAAGAUUACGUAGCUGGAACAACUUUCCUGAGGAAGAAUGACUAUAUUCAAGUUCAAGGCUUUGCCGGAGUUUCAAGUUCGUCCACUCAUCAGUUGUCUUUAAGAUGUACAAAAAUCCCUUCGAUCCUAUCUCCUGUGAAAUUACCGUUACCUUCCAAGUUGGUAUCAACUUCGAAGAUUCAUAAAAACAGGGUCAUUGACUACCAACUGAACGGUACACAAAUUUUGAUACUUAGAAGCCAGGUUAUAAAAUCAAUAAGGGAGUUCCUUUACAGUCAGGGUUUCUUAGAAGUAGAGACUCCAAUACUUUCUUCUAAAUCAAGUGGAGCCAAUGCAACACCUUUUGUAACAAAAACUAAGGAUAACGUGCCAUUAGAGUUGCGAGUCGCCCCGGAAUUAUGGUUGAAAAGACUAACUAUUAGUGGGUUAAAUAAGAUUUUCGAAAUAGCUAAAGUUUUCAGAAAUGAAGGGAUAGAUGCGGUUCAUAACUCUGAAUUUACGAUGCUAGAAUUUUAUCAGACAUAUGCUUCCAUGGAUGACCUCAUAACGAUGAGUGAAAAUUUGUUUAAAUCCGUUUUAUUAGAUUUACAGAAGUUGAUUAAGGAACAAGGCAACGAAAUCAAUGAUCAGAUUUCUUCCAAUAUUGAUACGCUUGUUUUCAAUUUGCAAGAAUCCAACUGGAAAUUCAAAAGAAUUGAAUUUUUACCAACACUCUCAAAUGAAUUACAUACAGACCUCAAUAAAAUCGAUUUAGACGAACCGAGUGAGAUCCUCAAAGCUAUUCCAGAGGAUGUGAAGCACCAUCUUUUCAGUCAGAAUGAGGCAUUAUCUCCGCAUAGAGUGCUGGAUAAGUUGUGUUCUCACUAUAUUGAGCAAAAAUAUUGUAAUACACCUCACCCAACGUUAAUCUACCAUCAUCCUUUACCUCUUUCACCACUAGCCAAAAGAAAUCCCUUGAAUCCACGAACAGUAAAGAGAUUUGAGCUAUUUAUUAACUCUAAAGAGUACGUAAAUGCUUACGAAGAAGAAAAUUGUCCACAUUUGCAAAUGGAGAACUUUGUUAAUCAACAGAACCAUAAAGAUUCCAGUACGAUCGAUUUCCAAUACGUGGAAUCGAUGAAGUAUGGUAUGCCACCAACUGGAGGACUGGGACUGGGUAUUGAUAGGCUCUGCAUGCUCUUACUGGGAAAACCUAGGAUAGAAGAUGUUCUACCAUUCGGAACAAUUGAUGAUGUUAAUACUCAAUGA
This is a messenger RNA of Kazachstania africana CBS 2517, 1668 nucleotides long. RefSeq names its product lysine--tRNA ligase MSK1 (gene MSK1). NCBI's taxonomy places the organism in Eukaryota, Fungi, Ascomycota, Saccharomycetes, Saccharomycetales, Saccharomycetaceae. Gene Ontology annotation, molecular function: ATP binding; tRNA binding; lysine-tRNA ligase activity. Gene Ontology annotation, biological process: mitochondrial lysyl-tRNA aminoacylation. Gene Ontology annotation, cellular component: cytoplasm; mitochondrion. Bases 1 to 1668 code for a protein of 555 amino acids. The transcript has a single exon. The record is from RefSeq and is a predicted model, not a curated record.